Molecule: messenger RNA, 5619 nt
Organism: Puntigrus tetrazona (Sumatra barb)
Lineage: Eukaryota; Metazoa; Chordata; Actinopteri; Cypriniformes; Cyprinidae
Gene: prkd3
Product: protein kinase D3
Exons: 18
Coding region: 1132-3807 (891 amino acids)
Biological process (GO): protein phosphorylation
Molecular function (GO): protein serine/threonine kinase activity; ATP binding
Source: RefSeq, a predicted model, not a curated record
CUCACAUAACGGAAACUGCGCGUGAGAGACAUGCGCGUCAGGCAGCGAAGAGAAAGAGAAAAACAUUUCUGCACUUAUGAAGCUCAACUUCACUUCUUCAGCUCGACAGACCUGCCAUUUCCUCCGGGUUUUACUUUCUCGGUCUACGCGGCGUUUCGCGUUUGCCCGCGGAAGCAAGAGAGCAGACGCCGAGGCGCGUUUAAAGUAGCAGGACGUAACGCGAAAAGAGGAGAGAAAGUUUUCAAAUCGCGCUCAUGUUAGGUACUCCACAGCCGAGCGAUGAUUUACUGCCUAAAUUAAUCCUCGGACGCUCCUGAAAAGAAACCCGAGGCGUUCAAGUCCUCGUUUUCGAUUGAUAGUAAGCUUUUUUUCGUCUCUUUACUUGCUAGGGAAACGCCUUUUCAGCCUUAAAGGUAUGUUUCCUCGCUUUUCCUCUUGUCUUCGCGGUGUGCUUUUACGUUUAUUUCGUCUCGAGAUUCAGUUGCUCGUGAUGCGCGAUGAUAAAGCCUGAACAAAAGACAUUGUAUAACUUGUUUUUGCUGGUGUUUGUGGUCUUGUGCCAGUUAUGUGAUCUAGAGUGGGAGGGUCUCCAGAUGUGCUUCCAGAUGUGAGCCGGAGUUCUUCAUGGCAAAAGACAAAAAAUGUGCAAAAAUCUUCCAGAAUGUGUGGAGCUAUUUAAAGUUACACUUAUUACGCGUGUAAAUAAUGGCUUGGUGAGCACUGGGAACUGUGGGGUAAAGGCUUGAAUCUGUUUUGUUUCAAACAGGAAUGAGAGUUGAAUGAGGAGCUGGAUGACAAUGGAAGCCACUUUGUCAAACAUCAUGCUGGCGUCCUGAUUGCUCAGCCGUGGAGUCUUAUCAAUUCGGCGUGUGCAACAUGUGCUGGAAAUCACACAGCCAGCCAUGAAGCAUGCUAUCUGGAUUGCGUGCUCUUAGAGGGAAACGUAGCGAAAAAUAGGCUACCUCGUACGGGACGGAGUGCACGUGACUGCAGCAAUUCUCUUCGCCUGCCGUAGGACGGAAGAAAAGUGCGCUUAAUUAGAACAACAACCUGCUCCCUCAUUGGAUAUCAGCCACGGUUUCCAAGCUUGUCAGUUUUACGCGGUUUACUUUCAAUCUGCGGGGAAAACUAAUGUCUGCCAGUAGUAGCACCUCUCCUCUGACCUUACCUAAACCCUUCGUCCACUCUCAGCAUCAGACUGCACCCCCAACCCCCUCUCCAUCACCCAGCCCUCCGGUGCCACUUUGCGUCCGUCUCUCCAAUGGGAAUCACAGCGUUCCGAGCCCCACCAGCUCCAUCCACGGGGUGUCCUUCCUCCUUCAGAUCGGACUUACUAGGGAGAUGGUCACCCUGGAGCCACACGAUCUGUCCCUCAGUUCUGUGAAGGAUUUGGUCUGUUCCAUAGUCGAUCAAAAGUUCCCAGAAUGUGGAUUCUUCGGCUUGUACGAUAAGAUCUUGCUCUUCCGCCAUGAUCUGAACUCGGACAACAUCCUCCAGCGGCUAACAUCGGCAGAGGAUAUCCAUGAGGGAGAUCUGAUUGAGGUCGUCUUGUCCGCUCAAGCCACAGUGGAAGACUUCCAGAUCCGACCCCAUGCGCUUUACGUCCACUCCUACAAAGCACCCACCUUCUGUGACUACUGCGGAGAGAUGCUGUGGGGACUCGUCCGACAGGGCCUCAAAUGCGAAGGAUGUGGUCUGAACUAUCACAAGCGAUGCGCCUUUAAGAUCCCUAACAACUGUAGCGGUGUGAGGAAGAGACGUCUUUCCAAUGUGUCUCUGCCCGGCCCGUCGCUGUCCGUUCCUCGUCCUGCUCCAGCAGAGCUUGCUGCCGUGAGCCUGGAAGAGCGCCCUCAUCAGGAGCCAGGAAAGCGGAUACCAUCAUGGAGCGGCCGGCCAAUCUGGAUGGAGAAGAUGGUGCUGGGGCGGGUGAAGGUCCCUCACACCUUCGUCAUUCAUACCUACACGCGCCCAACCAUCUGUCAGUACUGCAAACGGCUGCUCAAAGGGCUUUUCCGCCAGGGCAUGCAGUGCAAAGACUGUAAAUUCAAUUGCCACAAGCGAUGCGCUUCGAAGGUACCAAAAGACUGUCUUGGAGUCUUCAAUGGAGAGCCGGCCAGCCCAGGUCCUGACUCUGAUACCACAAUGGAAGUAGAUAGCAGUGAUGUGAACAGCGAUAGCAGUCGUGGUCUGGACGAUUCAGAGGAACCUACCACUCCAGAAGACAAGAUCUUCUUCAUGGAUUCCCCGUUCAUGGACCGCGAGAAAGAUGAAGAACCUGUGAAGACCAUCAGCCCCUCUACCAGCACCAAUAUCCCCCUGAUGCGUGUGGUCCAAUCCGUCAAGCACACCAAGAGGAGGAGCUCCACUGUGGUCAAAGAAGGAUGGAUGGUGCACUACACCAGUCGAGACAAUCUCAGAAAGAGACACUACUGGAGACUGGACAGCAAGAGUCUGACUCUGUUUCAGAAUGACUCAGGAGCCAAAUAUUACAAAGAGAUUCCCCUGUCGGAGAUCUUGCAGGUGGAGGUUGCUCACGAUUUCAGUAGUUUAGCUCUGGGAGGCAACCCGCACUGCUUCGAGGUCAUCACCGCCACCAUGGUGUACUACGUAGGGGAGAACACCGGCGGCCCUCACCUCCACAUCCACAACCCUGCGCUGGCUGCCGGUGGCGUGGGGCUGGAGGUGGCCCAGGGCUGGGAGAGGGCCAUCCGCCAGGCCCUGAUGCCCGUUCCAGUAACACCACAGCCCAGCGUGGGCGCCGCUGCGGGACAGAGUAAAGAUCACAAGGAACUGUCCAUCAGCAUUUCUGUAUCAAACAGUCAAAUCCAGGAAAACGUGGACAUCAGCUCAAUCUAUCAGAUCUUUGCCGAUGAAGUGUUGGGUUCUGGACAGUUUGGCAUCGUUUAUGGAGGGAAGCAUAGAAAAACAGGCAGAGAUGUGGCCAUCAAAGUGAUAGACAAGAUGAGAUUCCCCACCAAGCAGGAGAGCCAGUUGAGAAAUGAGGUUGCCAUUUUGCAGAAUCUGCACCAUCCUGGCAUUGUAAACCUGGAGUGUAUGUUUGAGACUCCGGAGAGAGUCUUUGUUGUCAUGGAGAAACUCCACGGUGACAUGCUGGAGAUGAUCUUGUCCAGUGAGAAGAGCAAGCUUCCAGAGCGCAUCACCAAGUUUCUCGUCACACAGAUCCUCGUGGCUUUGCGACAUCUCCAUUUCAAGAACAUUGUUCACUGUGACCUGAAGCCAGAAAAUGUGCUGUUGGCGUCCGCAGAGCCAUUCCCUCAGGUAAAAUUGUGUGACUUUGGGUUUGCUCGGAUCAUCGGGGAGAAAUCUUUCCGGCGCUCAGUGGUGGGCACACCAGCGUAUCUAGCCCCGGAGGUGCUACGCAGUAAAGGCUACAACCGUUCCCUGGACAUGUGGUCGGUGGGAGUCAUCAUCUAUGUCAGUCUGAGCGGCACCUUCCCCUUUAAUGAGGACGAGGACAUUAACGACCAAAUCCAGAAUGCAGCGUUCAUGUACCCGCCGACACCCUGGAAAGAGAUCUCUGCAGAAGCUACAGAUCUGAUCAACAACCUUCUCCAGGUGAAGAUGAGGAAGCGUUACAGCGUGGACAAGACCCUCAGUCAUCCAUGGCUACAGGACUACCAGACGUGGCUGGAUCUGCGAGAGUUCGAGACGCGCCGAGGGGAACGCUACAUCACCCACGAGAGCGACGAUGCACGCUGGGAAAAGUACGCUUACGAGCACAGCCUGGUGUAUCCGAAGCACUUCAUCAUGGCUCCAAACCUCGACGACAUGGACGAGGACCCCUAGCGGCCGUGCGAGCCGAGCUGAAAAACGAGGUCAGAUGAAAGCAGCAACCUGCUAAUGGUCUGUUGCUGUGGAGAUUGAAACACAUCAGCAAUCUGAAGCAGACUUUGAGAGGAGGCCAGCGAGGUCGACCGCUCUCUGAACGUCAACAAGAGUCAUGGAAACUGCAGAUCCUCGCCGCUAAUGAAGAUGAAGGCUGUUUCAGAGCGUGGAAAUAUCCUCUGGGAGUGCGUUCAGAAGUCUUAAUGGCUCUUCUUUUCCAAACGGUGCUGUCGUGUUUGUUUCUUAUCGAGGUGUGUGUUUUCCGAAAUGUCAGAAACUCACGUUACGAUAAUAUAAAGGUUAGCAGCAGAUGUGAAUGAAGUAAAAACCGAACACUUUGGGGAGAACGACGCACUCGUUUAUAAUAGUGUUCACAGCCUUUUGUUUUAAAAGCGUCAAACUGGAAGUUUUUUAAAUUCCUAUUCUUUUAUGAUUAUUUUUUUUUAUCAUUUUGUCUUAAAAUAUAGGUUACACAGCAGACUGAAUGAUUUUUAAAGGGUCGGUUUUUUUGCACUAAACAAUACAACCACUGCAGCUGGUACAAUUAAACGAAUCGCGUGACGUCAAAGCACACCGUUGUUGAAAAAAAUCCAGAAGUUAACGCUUGUGUCGACGGAUGAAAGGACAGCUACGGUAUGUUUGAACUCUGGAUUGAAUCUUCCAGAUGGAAUGGGAGAUCAAAGACGUGUGUGUCCAUCGUGACUCUCGUUCUUGCGUCGCUUUAGAGCUGUUUUAUCCUCAGAGCCAUUCUUUUUAUUUAUUCCUCGUACCGCAGUCUUAAAAUCUAAUACCAGCUAAGCGGUGCAGAAAGAUGCGUUGGUCAAAAGCCUACUGUGAGAAAGCUUUACGACGUCUUAGCGAAAACUCUUUUAAUACAAAAAAGUAAUGUAUUGAAAAUAACUGCUAACAAUUUUUAUUAGAAAAAGACGAACGAUGUUAUAUCCUUUUUUGUUCCUUAACUUUUUUGAUAUGGUAGAGACUGUACCGAAGAUUGAAUCUUUCUAUGAAUCCCCAGAACUGGAAAACCUGAAAAAAUAUCUUUGGUUAUUGAUUUUUUGUUGUUGUGAACAGCUGCGUUAUUAAAAUCGAGCUGGAUAAAUUGGCGCAUUGUACACACAUCCCUCUACACACACACACACACACACAACCUAGUGAAAAAUGAACAAUUGUGAUGGAAAAGAAGCCAUUUUACUAACACAAUGAAAUAUGGGAGAAAAGGAUUCUAAACCAUCACGUCUUGAUCUCUAUGUUGCCGCUGGAUUGGCAAGUGUCAGUGUUCUGUAUAUUUUAGUAGAUACUGGUUCAAUAAAAGCUAUACACUCCAUGUGUUUGGGGUGUUUUUUCCAUUGUUGCUGACAGGGGCGGAGAGAUCUGACAAAAUGACAAAAGAAUCCGUUUUCUGCGAUAAGAUGUUAACAUUACAAAUUCGUUUCCACGUGAAGGCCAGAAACACCAGCGUGUGAACGCAGAUGUACUUGCACUGAGAUAUUCGUUCAACUUCAAGUAUGCACACUGACCAACAUUCACAACUACAUUCAUGUACUUUUAUUUGAGUACGGCUGCAUCUGAAUAUGCGUAUUUCCCUAAUAGGUAAAAAAAAACAGUAUGUGAAAGAGUGACACGGUCUACUGCGUGCAUCAGUCGUCUGAAUUAAUAUUGCAAGUAAAAGGCCUUUUAGUUAACAAACAUCUACCUUCAGCUUGUGCUUCAGAAGUUCAUCACUGUGCAUUGUAUUUAUAUGUUUUGAUAAUAAAACUAAGCAUUUAAAUUUCA